This is a messenger RNA of Gekko japonicus, 1885 nucleotides long. RefSeq names its product cathepsin Z (gene CTSZ). Gene Ontology annotation, cellular component: lysosome. The record is from RefSeq and is a predicted model, not a curated record. Gene Ontology annotation, molecular function: cysteine-type endopeptidase activity. The transcript is spliced from 7 exons. Lineage: Eukaryota; Metazoa; Chordata; Lepidosauria; Squamata; Gekkonidae. The coding region runs from base 1 to 1494 and encodes 497 amino acids.
AUGCCAAAUUACAAAAUCCAGGAUUCCUUGCAGGAGCCCACGAGAGGGAUAAAGAACGUCGACCCACACGGCUCCCCCCUGAAACGAAUCCGGAUGGUCGUUCACGACCUCGGAGGGCGCUCACCACGAGACUUCCAUCCUGGGCCUGCUCCUGUUUGGACAGGGGAUUCCCUCCAAGCACGGCCCCAGGAGGAGGGGCCGCGAUCGGGAGCACGUGGGGACGGCGACCCCCUCCCGAGGCAGAGCAACCGCGUCUCCAGGGAACCCCCCCCCCUCCGCUUGUUACUCCCAGGCCCACCCGCUGAAAGCCAGGUGGUCGCGCAGCUAGCAGCCCCGGCGGCCUCUCCGCCUCCGCGGGCGGCAGGGGGCAGGACUUCCCAGCGGCUCCGCUGGCGCAGACCGGAAUGCGGCAGCGGCGGCGGCGGCGCUCCCCACCCGGCCGACUCUUCCCGCCAGGGCACCGCGGUGCUCGCCCAAGUCCUCCCACCAGGCCCCCCCGGCGCGUCCCCGGCGGCCACCAUGCGCUGCUGCCUCCUCCGCGCGGCUCUCCGGCUGCUCCAGGAAGGUCAGACCUGCCACCGGCCGCUGGCGCGCCCGCCCGCCGGGGUCAGGAGGGAGCCCCCUGCAGGGACGCGCCUCGCCUGGGAGACGACGAGCCGCGCGCCCCAAAGGCGCGGGAGCGGCUCGCCCUUGAUGCGCAGCCGCGCGCGGGGAGGGAUUGGAACAUACCCUCGUCCUCACGAACUCCUGGAUGUCUCUGAGCUUCCCCAGAGCUGGGAUUGGCGCAACGUAGAUGGAGUCAAUUACGUGAGCGCCACACGCAACCAGCACAUUCCUCAGUACUGUGGAUCCUGUUGGGCUCACGGCAGCACCAGCGCCCUUGCAGACCGCAUCAACAUUAAGAGGAAAGCCACCUGGCCCUCUGCCUACCUCUCUGUCCAGCAUGUGAUUGACUGUGCCGACUCAGGGACCUGCCACGGAGGAGACCACACAUGGGUUUGGGAGUACGCGCAUACCCACGGCAUCCCGGACGAGACCUGCAACAAUUACCAAGCCAAAGACCAAAAAUGCAAGAAGUUUAACCAGUGUGGGACAUGUGUUACUUUCGACAAAUGUCAUGUGAUUCGGAACUACACCCUCUGGAAAGUCGCCGAUUACGGGACAAUCAGCGGGAGACAAAAAAUGAAGGCGGAAAUCUAUGCCAACGGUCCCAUCAGCUGUGGAAUCAUGGCUACUCCCAAACUGGACAAAUACACCGGUGGACUUUAUGAAGAAUACAGGCUCCUGCCCAUAAUCAACCACAUUGUCUCCGUCGCCGGCUGGGGCGUUGAAAAUGGAACAGAGUAUUGGAUUGUCCGCAACUCUUGGGGAGAACCCUGGGGCGAGCGUGGGUGGCUUCGAAUCGUGACCAGCGCCUACAAAGGAGGAAGCGGCGGGCACUACAACCUAGCCGUGGAGUGGAACUGCGCUUACGGAGACCCAGUACUCUCUUAAGCCUGCCUUAGGGGCACUAUUUGUUCUUCUGACUAGAGACAAAAAGGAAGUCCAAGCAAGAUCAUAGAUGGUUCUUCAUUGGAAAGGGAAGGCCCAGCGGCUUAUGAAAGACUGGUGGCAGCCGGAGAGAUGGCAGCCGUAGCAGCUUCAAAUUCAGACCUGUAACCUGUCAAAUCCCAAAUGAGGGACGGGGACUGAUAACCUGGGGAGAGAGAGAUGGAAUAUGCCCCUUUCCUCUUUGCUUUUCAGUUUGAAAAUCUUCAGCUGCUAUGACAGGUGGUUUUUUCCCUUUUUCUUUUGAGCAUAUAAAUCACAAGGGUGAGUCAGGGCCUUAAGAACAUAAGAGAAGCCAUGUUGGAUCAGGCCAGUGGCCCAUCCAGUCCAACACUGU